AAUGUUUGUAAAAUCUAAAAUGUUAUUCCAAAGAUAAAACUUUUGUGACAAAUUAAUUCAUCCUUUUCCCCUUUGACCUGUGAUGAUGAAACGUUCAGUCGUCGCAUCAACGUAGGUCAAGGAGAAUAAUCAAAGUCUUGGAGUUUGAAAUAAAGGCACCACGAUUUAAAUCGCCGAUCUUAUAUGAUCGUUAAAAGAGCGAACUUUCCUGGCUUAUGCGGCUAAACUUUUGAAUAGCGAUAACGAGACGGCAAAGUUGCAGGCGAACCGAAGAUAGAAUGAUAGGUGGUAGGUAGAAGCUCUAAUCCUUUACGCGUGGGCUCCCAGAGGAUCCUGAUGGACACCUCGAUAAAAACAUUAAAUAUAAGAUUUUCGAUGUCAUGAUCAACGGAGAAAGAGCUGUCGAUAGAAAAAAUGUUAUUAAUAAUGUGAGAUCUCCCGCUGAGAGACUUCCAUCUUUAUCGAUUUCGGCAUUAUGAGUCUAAGGGAUUAACGUGCUCUCGUACGUGUAUAAAAGAUUGAUUACUUUUUUGAUUCUUUCCUUUAUUUCUCUAUCGUUUAUUAAAACAACUUGCUAUCCAUUAAUUAUUGCAAAGGAUAUUAUGCAUAAUUAUUUUUGCGAGAAUGGCAGCAAGCCAAGCGUAACCUUUUCAUCUUCAUUUUUUUAUUAUUACAUUUGACCGUAUCAUUCUUUUUUCUCCCUUUCAUUAGAAAAAAUAUAUUUAAUUACUUAAAUAUUAUUUAUUCUAUUCACGAUGGAAUUUUUUUUUCUAUCUACUACUUUCGUACCAACAUAUAACAAGUCAUUAUUACAAUGUUGCAAUAUGUUUCAGCAUUGCAUGCGAAUAUUUGUACACGUAGGUAUGUAUUUUAUUAAUUUUUAUAUCAAUAAAAUAUGUCAUUGCCGAUACCUAAAUCUCAAACUAAUUCGUAUUGAUUGGAAAAGGUACCUCGUUAUAUUUGGCAGCCAUAUGUUCGUAUUUAAGUGUUCCGACAAACCGAUAAAACGCAGUGUCUCUCAAAUGAUCAUAUCGUUCUUCAUAAAUUUUCUAUGGUCUAUGUAGAAGAAGGGAAAGACGUAGGAAGAUGGAGAAAAUAUUGUUAAGUUCGACGCGACGGGGUUAGUUAACGAUUCUUUAUAUCUAACUACCGAUUCUGCUCGAUUUGAGAGGCACUGCGUGAUAAGAGCUCUCACAGGGGUUUCGUUAAGCCUUCUCGAUAUAUCCUUUUGAGCUUUUCAGCGAUUCUUUUAUUUUACCUCCCCCUAGCAUCAGUUCUUAUCACCAUGCUGAUUUAUAGCAUUACGUCGCUGAUUUUAUAGCUAUGCUGCGUAUUUUUUUUUUUCUGUUUAACAACUAGAAACAGUAACGUUAACAUUCCCGAGAGAUAAGUAUUCAUUGAUACAGCGAUUAGCGACCUUCUGUUUCUAGUUCUAAAGACUUAUGAUUAGAUAUAGACAUAUCAUUAGAUUGUUUCUAAGAAAUUAAUCUAUUCAUAAUGUAGAUAUGCAUAUUCCAUCAAAAACAAAUUAUUAGGCUGAUCUACAGAAGACGAGCGAGAAAUUUUUAACUCAAAAUUGCACGUAGAUAUACAUAUUUGUUUGACAGAUCUAUGAAUGGAUCGUAUAUGCUGUUAUAUAGAUCCUCCUAUGUAAAAAGAUUUACCUUCCUAGGGUUAGCGGCAGGUAAAUACGACCAUGUCAGGUGGAAGUCACAAAUAUUUGAUAUGUGCAUCUUCUUCAUCAUGAGAAUUGAAUUAGAUACAUAGAUGACUCUGCUAGCUUCUGGUGAAUGAAAUUCAGAGACCGGAUCAUUGAGACAUGUAUAUAAAUCAGGAAAAUGUUAAAUAAAAAGGGAAAAAAGGAUAUCGCGAAGGGAAGAUAGGAAAGGAGCAUACGUUAUGGCGACUUGUGGUAUCAUGUUGAGAAGGAUAGAGAGAGGGGAGAAAGAGAGAAAGAAAAAGAGGGGAAAAGACGAGAGAGGAAAAGAGAGCCCAAAGAAGUGGAAGAAAGAACAUCGAUGUGGUUGGUAGGAGUGUGGUGAAACGAUAGAGAGAGAGAAAGAGAGAGAGAAGGUUAAAGAGAAGGUGAAGUAGAAGGGAGAGGAAGAAUGGAGGAGAACGGUCAUUGCCACCACCUUGCCUCGAGUCGGUGCUAGAGUCCCAAUCACCGUGAAAAGCGAGGAACCUGCUAUGGUCUACCGAAGAGAAUUGCCCCACACUUUAGUCAAGCCUUUUGUAUAUUUACAGUGUCGUGGCGGAUGAGAGAAAGAGAGAGAAAGAGAGAGAAAGAAAGAGAGAGAGAGAGAGAGAGAGAGAGAGAGAGAGAAAGAGAAAGAAGAGUAGAAAGGAAGGAAAGGUAGGGAGGCGCCUACAGGAGAAGGAAUGAUGCCUGGUGAAUCGGAUUCGUGUAUGCGGAGUCGAGUCAAGAGCAAGAUCGAGACAGCACCGAUCCAGGUGCUCGCUGAUCCACAAGUUGCGAGAGAAGAGAGAGAGAUAGACGGAGAGGCCAAACCAGUUUGAUAGGCCGGCAAGAGAGAAGAGUAACCGGUGUAAACGAAGAAGAACUCGCGAGAAGGCAUCGCAGGGUUCGUCUCUCGUAACGCGGUUGUGUGUGUAUAUAUAUAUACAUAUAUAUAUAUAUAUAUAUAUAUAUACAUAUAUAUAUACACACACAUAUACACACACACACACACACACAUAUGUAUAUACCUCUCUCUCUCUCUUUUCUCAUUUUGGGUCAACCUGAUCGUAAAGGUGUUUUCUUCUUUCUUUCUUUUUUACGCGUUAUCAUUUGUGUUCAUUUGAAACUUGUGGAUAUAUCGAAAUCGAUCGUGACGUAUUCGAGAGGUUUUCGUUCGCCGAGUCACGUGUAGUUGGAGAACAACGCGUGCCAAACAUAAGCAAGUUCUUAGUGAGCAAACUAGAAGGAUCUGGAAUUAGGAAGCAAGAAGAUUCUUCAAAGAUGUGGAAUCAUCGCAGAUUAAGUUGGAUCAUCAUCUCGCUCUGUUGCGUCUUCAUACACAUCACGAUAGCCAGUCCUAUUUAUGUCCCACAAUUUUUACCAAGUAGUACUGGAAGAAACAUCCGUCACUUGCCAUGCGUGUCGCGUAGAACAGGCGAAACCGGAAUUUGCAUGUUUGCAUUUACCUGUGCAAAGGCGAACGGCACGCAUCUUGGCACAUGCAUCGAUCGUUUCUAUUUCGGUAGUUGUUGUAAGAUCGACGAAGAGCCGGACGUUGGACCUCAGGACAACAGCAUCGACGAUGGACCGCCAGCAACAUCAAGGCCGUUCGUCACUACUCACAAUCCCAUCGAGAGCAAUGACAUACCCCCAUAUUUUCCAAGGCCAAAGCCUAACGACCAAAGCAAACCAUCUGGUACAUACACCACUGUGGCUACUACGAUCACUCAGGCAACAGAAAGUACUAAAAGUACAUCGCAUACACAUGGAGGGAGUACAAAGAUUGUAACAAAGAAACCAACGAUACAGACCAUAGAAACGACGACACAAUCGAUUCGUCUAUCGACUUUUCAAACAGUUCAAAACGGCUCGUACGAAAAAUUUACUACUACAUCCGCACCCUCCAAGAAUUUCACUAAAAUCUCUACAGAAAGUACAAAGUAUUCGUCCAAUACGUCUACUGCUUCAACAACUUCUAAACUAUCAGUCGGUACAACUCAAAAGCCAACAGUUCCGUUCAAAAUUUCGACUUUAUCCACAACGUCAAGACCAAUCGUAGGUACAUCGAAACCGAUUACAAAAAAACCUUUACACACUACGAUAUUACAUACAACUACUCAAACGAGUAUUCAACGACCGAUACAAACAACCACAUCGAAAAGUAUUAUUACAACGACGCAAAAGGCUGUGCCUUCGACAAGAUUUCCACCAAGAAACACGACAUCGGUCAAGCCAGUGACUCAACAAUUUACCAAGAGACCACCUACUGUUAGCACGAAGAGACCCCUUGUCACGAGCACGAAAAGACCCACCUUGUCUACCAAAAAACCAACUUUACCCACAAAAAAACCGACGACUCAAAGUAAUUCUUCGAUUGGUUCUAGUCACGGAACAACAACGGUAGCGUCGACUUAUUUGACGUCUAAUAAGACAAAACCAACGUUCACAACGACUGAAAGUAAUCUUUUGUCUUCUACCGAAGAGACACUUGUAACUUUGGUGACGGAAACAGUGAGUUUUGUAACUCGAAAGCCGAUUACAAUCACUACUGAGAAACCUAUUUAUCAUAAAAUCACGACCAAACCUAAACCAACCACUUCUAGGCCAGUUGUAACGACUAUAAUCAGUACGAAGCCUACUAAGAUCAGUACAUUAACUACUGGUAAAUUAGAAACAUCUACCACGCAAAAGACAAUUUUCCAAACCUCUACAAGUAAUUCAACAUCGGAGAUUACCAAAUUUAAGCCAACUGAGAGUUCAAUUGAAACUACGAUAAAACCUAUUAGAAUCACAACACCUACGACCAUAUCUGUCGCUAGCUUCAUUAAUGCCUCUUCCUCGACUGCGAGUAGUCAAACGUUCAAGGUACCAAUUGUCAACCAGACUCUCGAAGAAGUACCACUAACUACACCGUCAUCUGGUUUGGUCACGUGGUCUUCCCAUUCCGAUGAAACACCAACCAAAGCAACAGACGUUUUAUCCACAACCAAAAAACACGAUGAAAUAACGGAGAGCGAAUGGACACCCAUAACAACGCCGGAUGGUUGGGUAAUGAUCCAAUCACCACCAACGACCGUUGAAACGUCCUCGGAAAAUCUGGAAAGUUCGGCGACUAAAUUAGAGUCUGUUUCGUCUACUGUAUCGUCUGAUGUACCUGUGAGAUCAACGACGGAAGUUCCAACGACGACGGAGCAAGUUACAGAGACGUCAACGAUUCUGACGACAUUGUCAAGCAUCGCUACUAUAGUCGUUGAUACGGAAACUCCGAUAUCGAUCGAAACUCUAAAUAUGUCGGAUUACAAGCAAGUUUGCGGAAGGAGAAUAUUUCCCGAGUCGAGGAUCGUGGGUGGCAAUCGCAGUACCUUUGGCAAGUGGCCCUGGCAGAUCUCGUUACGUCAAUGGAAGACAUCUACCUAUUUGCACAAAUGUGGAGCAGCCUUGUUGAACGAGAAUUGGGCUAUUACCGCGGCACACUGUGUUGAAAAUGUAUCACCGGCGGAUUUAUUGUUGAGGAUCGGAGAAUACGAUCUAGCGAACGAGGAAGAACCAUAUGGAUUCCAAGAAAGGCGAGUACAGAUCAUAGCGAGUCAUCCACAAUUCGAUCCAAGAACUUUCGAAUAUGAUCUCGCUCUUUUGAGAUUCUACGAGCCACUUCCAACAUUCCAGCCAAACGUUUUGCCAAUCUGUCUCCCGGAUGACGAUGAAACUUACGUUGGUCGUACAGCUUAUGUUACUGGAUGGGGAAGACUUUAUGACGAAGGACCACUGCCGUCCAUCUUACAAGAGGUUGCAGUACCGGUUAUAAAUAACACGGUAUGCGAAGCUAUGUACAGAAAUGCUGGUUAUAUCGAGCACAUACCACAUAUCUUCAUUUGCGCAGGAUGGAGAAAUGGUGGUUUUGAUUCCUGCGAAGGGGAUAGUGGCGGCCCAAUGGUGAUUCAAAGGGCACGAGACAAACGAUGGUUACUAGCAGGAAUUAUAAGUUGGGGAAUUGGUUGUGCCGUACCAAAUCAACCGGGUGUCUACACGCGUAUUUCCGAAUUCCGCGAAUGGAUCAAUCAAAUCUUACAAUUCUAAUCCGACUAAUUAAAAAGUACGGAUGCGUAAGUUCUAUGAAUCGUCAGCGCAAACUGGACGAAUUCUGCGCUCCGAGGAGGACUAGAAAAAGAAGGACGAAGGAUGAAUUCCGGAAUAAGAAUUCGUAGCUUUGAUUUCGAAUUUCCCGGAAAAGUGAAAAUGAUGAGGAAACGUUCAUAGAUGCCGCCUGACGUCAAGGUUAAGAAAUCGCGAAAAGAACGUUGGAUAACUGAACUAUCUGUUUUAUCAACAGUAACAGUAAUGCACGACGAAGUUACGAUUUGUACGAUAUGUGGCGUCUUUCGAUCAGAAGUGCAUCCCGACGUCAUUUUCCUCGAAAUCGCGUCUUAUUCGAAUAUCGAUCGAAGAAUGAAUGACUGAAGAAUUAUUUCUUUCUUUUCUUUUUUUUUUUCUCUUUAAUCUCAAAAGAUCGGCGUGCAAUGUAGAUGCAUGGAAAUUUGAGAUUUUCUUUUAAAACUCGUUAUUUUCCUUUGAUCGGAAAAAGAAAGAAAAUCGAAAAGAGUGGUAAAUUCAAUGUGCCUCGGAUAAGAAAGAAAUUAUCGAAUGGAAAGCUUGUUGACAGCAGGAGAAUAAAUUGAAAAUGAUUUUCAUUGCCACGCUUCGAUAUAAAUGCACGAUUUACCAACGCAUCUAGAUAUUUACAAAGAACGAUAUUCAAUCUCGAGCAUAUUUUAAAGUACUUAAAAUAUUCGAGAGAAGUUAUUCGCAAUAAUGUUUUUAUUUGCAUAUAUAAAACUGAUUAUUUCGCGCUUCACUGAACUCGAUUUAUAUGCGAUUAUUCUCGUUGAAUAGAAUUUUUAUAUUCAUCGUGUCAAAACUCCGUAAACACUGAUACGUUUGCAGAGUUAGUUUUUUUCUUUUUUCCUUUCUUUUUAGAAGUAACCAUACGCGACCUUAUGACGAUUACUAUUGUCGAUAAUUUGAAAAUAUUUUCAUAUGAAUGCAAUUGAAUAUUCUAUAUGAACGCUAACAUUUGGCAUGAAAGAGACACGUUUCCACUGAUAACAAUUAAAUUUGUAUUUUCACGAGGACAUACAUACGAACGCCGAAUCAAAUUCAUCGUUAUUUAUUUUACGACGAUUGUGCGUAGAAGCAUUAUUGUUUAUUCACGAAUUAUCGAUAGGACACGUAUCAUGCUUCAUUGCCAACGAAGCGCCAUAAUAAAUGGACAAAGUUUAGUUUGUACAGAUUUUUUUUUCUGAAUUCUAGAGUAAUUUUUAUGUACAGUAAAAUCUCCGUUAUUCGGACAUAACAAUUAAUUUUUAAUUUUAAAUACGCAGACAUGAAAAAUGUAAAAUUGAACAAAAAUCUGAUUAACAAUACUUCUAUUGUACCUCUCAAAAGAUGAUAUUAUAUUUCACAGCUUAAGUUGGCAAAAUGUGGCUCUAAUAUGCAUACAUAUAUACGAGAUGAAUCAUUAAUUAUUGCUCCGGUCGAAAUAAUUUUUUAUUCACUUAUUUUAAUAUAAAAUGUUGUCCCUUAUUAUAUGACGUAGUUAUUUAACUACUUAUUAUAAGAUAAAUAUUUUCUUUUUUUACGAUCAACAAAUACAAAAUUAAUAUAAAAAGCAAUAAUUAUAAAUCCGUCCUAUAUGUAUUAUUAUAUAUAGAAUGAAAAUAAACGGCUCGUAUCGUAGCAACAACGGGACGAGCGUUUCGACGUAUCGAAUGCGACGAUGAAA
Molecule: messenger RNA, 7460 nt
Organism: Vespa crabro (European hornet)
Lineage: Eukaryota; Metazoa; Arthropoda; Insecta; Hymenoptera; Vespidae
Gene: Np
Product: serine proteinase stubble
Exons: 11
Coding region: 2963-5758 (931 amino acids)
Biological process (GO): proteolysis
Molecular function (GO): serine-type endopeptidase activity
Source: RefSeq, a predicted model, not a curated record